Messenger RNA from Theileria orientalis strain Shintoku, 1458 nucleotides. RefSeq lists its product as hypothetical. Lineage: Eukaryota; Apicomplexa; Aconoidasida; Piroplasmida; Theileriidae. The record is from RefSeq and is a predicted model, not a curated record. Bases 1 to 1458 code for a protein of 485 amino acids. The transcript has a single exon.
AUGAGCGAAGAAAAAAAAGACUCUGAAGGUAUAGCCGAAGGCCUCGCAUGUAAGGCAAUUGUUGCAAUGACUUCAGUGGCGCUAUACAUCAUGUUUUUUCAACUUGAUAUUAUUUCAGCUCAAGUACUUCUUGCGUUCAAAAUCCCAGUACAGACUACGACUAUUUAUAUUGAAAAAAUAUAUGGUUUAAGAUUUCUAACAUUUUCUUUAGGUACCAUAAUAGUAUAUAUUAUAUACGCAAUUUAUGAAAAUAUAAAACCUGAUAUGGAUCAUCACCAUACAAGGGUGACAAUCAAAAAAACAUCAUUUGUUGUUAUGUUGAUUGGGCGUGUUAUUUUACUAUUGGUUUCAUGUUUUUCUUCAAAUAUACCAUACCACGUAUAUUUAGCAUUAACUUUUGAAUCUUUUGGGUUAGGAGCCGCUGCAACGUAUAAUAUUGCUACUGUUCCUCAACAUAGCACUGUUGUUAUUAUGUCCGCUCAUUUGUCACGUUUAGUAACAUUUCUGGCUCAGUUACUUCUUGAUUUUGUAUAUCGAGAUAAUCCUCUCCCAAAAGUAAGAUUUCAAUUUCUAUUAUGUUCAACUUUAAAUGCCAUAGCGGUUGGAUGUUUAUUUUACUAUCAUGAUAAAUCUCCUUGUGAAAUUCGUAACACUCCAGAUAACCCUGAGCCUAAAGAAAACGGAGAUGGUAAUACGAGUACACAGGAUACAAGUGGAGGAGGACACGGAGGAAGUAAUGGCGGAGGUGAGGUAUCGAAAAAAGAAUCCGAAAGGUGGAGUUUCGGAACAACCUUUUCUAAGGUCGCAUCUCCGUUUUUCAUGUAUUCGGCCGGAUCUACGCUUUUUGAUACGGUUCACCCAGGUGUUAUUCCUUAUGCGUUAUUACCAACUAAAAAAUGUCACUUAAUCAACAUGAUGUCACCAAUAGCCAAUCUAACUGGACCUUUAACAUUGUUCGCCUUGGAAACCGCAGGCCUAUAUAAUGAUUGGAAUAGUUCUUUUAACGCAGGAUGGCUUUUUACUAUUCCUAUGAUAAUUAUAUCGGUAUAUUCCAUUUUAGCUGUGCACACCAGAAUACCAUCUGCCAGAAUAAUAAUAAACAAUAGACCUAGAGUCUUGGCUAUGACAUUUUCAGGGGCACUAGGAAAUAGCUUCAUGGAUCCACUUAGUUUUUCAGGAGUUGCAAAAAUACUGUUCGUGCCAAAAGGACACAUUCCCGAUCUUGGCGUUCUUUUGCUACAUGAGUUAUUUUGUAUGGUCGUUCGAUACUUCAACGAUAAACUUUCUGUUGGAUAUAAUGUAGUGAGAACUAGUCUUGGGUAUGUGUUCCCCAAAUUUAGACCCAACCACAGAAUGUCUAAAUGGAAUACAUUUUGGUAUGUGUUGAAACAGACGUUUAGAAAGGCAAUAAGAGAUGCGAGAAGUGACCUAAAUUUGGAUGUAAAAAAGUACCUAUAA